UUUAGCACCGUCUGUCACACGCAGUUUCAUUCCUGCCUUCAUCAUCAUCCCUACUAUUUACCAUCAACCUCGUUUUUAUUUUCAUUGUGGAUGAUCCGGAGUAGUGUCAUCCCGGCUCGUGGUCUACGUACUAGUAUAUUAGUCUACGGAGAGAGUACUAGUGACCGACACUUGCUGGGAAUCGCACACUGCAUUAGAAAGAGCAGUGGCAGGACUACUCUCGACUUAGCUCCCUCACUAAUUCUGUCUAAUAUCCCUUCUCCUCCACUCAUUGCUCAUUGCUGCCCAUCCGCCUCAGGCCAAGGAAAUCAAUCGCCCAUCCUCCGUCCGUCAGUGUCUCAGUAAACUCUUAUGAAAUUGUCGACUUCGGACUUCUC
This is a messenger RNA of Aspergillus eucalypticola CBS 122712, 377 nucleotides long. RefSeq lists its product as uncharacterized. The record is from RefSeq and is a predicted model, not a curated record. The transcript is spliced from 2 exons. NCBI's taxonomy places the organism in Eukaryota, Fungi, Ascomycota, Eurotiomycetes, Eurotiales, Aspergillaceae. The coding region runs from base 91 to 345 and encodes 84 amino acids.